AUGAGUCACGACGUUUUAAAAACCAUUUCCAUUAAAAACGAAGUAGGCCCAAACAUUGAUUUUUUAUUAACGGAUAAAGAUAUAGUGAAAUCGGAGGACAAAAUUUCUAAUAUAAAUGAUAGGGUCCAUUUGAAUGCUGACGGUACAAAAGAAGCAGUUAAGGAUCGUAUUCCAAAAUACAAAUGCGGUAGCUGCUUGAAGUCAUAUAAAGUAUUUGGUAUGCUUAAAAAACAUUUAGCUGUGUGCUAUUUGAAUAGUAGUUAUCACUCUCGAAAAGCAGAAAUGAUAAAAAAUAUACAGAAAAUCGAAGAGGAUGCGGUUAAACUAGAGAAGGAGAAUAUAUGCUUUUGCUGCGGUGAAAGUUAUGAUACAUUUCAUAGAGGUCAUAUAUAUUGCUCUGAUUGCCCAAAUUCAUUUAAAACUCAAAUAAGUUACGAACGACAUGUUUUUAUAACGCAUUCGGAAGUUGAUAAAUUUCCUUGUUCCAAAUGUGAAGCAAAAUUGCGUACAGCUACGCUACUGAAGUUACACAAAAAGCAACACACAACUUCUGAAAGAUUGCAUAAACGUGCACAUACAAGAAAGGAACCUUUUAUUUGCGACUUUUGUGAGAAGAAAUGUUUUUCACCGGGUGAAUUGAAAAUACAUCGUCGUUGUCACACCGGUGAAAAACCCUACGCAUGCACUGAAUGCAACCAAACAUUUUCUACUAAGAGCUCACUUAAUCGACAUUUGAGACGGCAUACAGGUGAAAAGCCCUACACUUGUACUGAAUGUGAAAAAAGUUUUGCUAUUAAGCACGCACUCAAUCGUCAUAUGGAGCGUCAUAUUGGUGAUAAGUCACAGUAUGAACACAUAUUAAAAACUAAUAAGAA
Teleopsis dalmanni is the source of this 875-nucleotide messenger RNA. Its product is annotated as protein suppressor of hairy wing-like. Gene Ontology annotation, cellular component: nucleus. The transcript has 6 exons. The annotation marks the transcript as partial. Gene Ontology annotation, molecular function: DNA-binding transcription factor activity, RNA polymerase II-specific; RNA polymerase II transcription regulatory region sequence-specific DNA binding. Lineage: Eukaryota; Metazoa; Arthropoda; Insecta; Diptera; Diopsidae. Gene Ontology annotation, biological process: regulation of transcription by RNA polymerase II. The record is from RefSeq and is a predicted model, not a curated record.